UUUGGCUGGUUAAUGCAGAACCUUCGCAGUUCCCACUCCUCUUAAGCGCGACGCGGUUUUCUAUUCAAAUUUCGAAGGGAUUUGGUUUCGUUUAUCUCUCUGCCUGCCUUUCCCUUUUCUCUCCUCUCUCUCUCUCCCUCCAUGUUUCUUCUUCUUCUCCAUUGAAACUAGAUUCCACUGGCACAGCCACAGUUCACGGGAGAAAUGCCAGAAAUUCAAUUGGGUACUCAUACUGUGAGAUCCCAUGGAGCUCGAUUGGCAAGAACCCAUAUGCAUGAUUGGUUGAUCCUCUUACUUCUUGUGGUGAUAGAGGUUGUAUUAAACGUUAUAGAACCGUUUCAUCGCUUUGUUGGACAGGAGAUGAUGACGGACCUGAAAUACCCUCUGCAGGAUAAUACUGUCCCCGUUUGGGCAGUUCCAAUAAUUGCGAUAUUGAUACCCUUUGUUGCAUUUCAUAUCUACUAUUUCAUCAGAAAGGAUGUCUAUGAUCUUCACCAUGCCAUAUUGGGAGUUCUGUUUUCUGUUUUAAUAACUGGAGUUAUGACCGAUGCUAUUAAAGAUGCUGUUGGUCGACCACGUCCAGACUUCUUUUGGCGUUGUUUUCCUGAUGGCAAAGGGGUGUUUGAUAGAAACUCAACUGGUGUUUUAUGUACAGGAGACAAGAGCAUUAUUAAAGAAGGAUAUAAAAGUUUCCCGAGUGGGCAUACCUCCUGGUCUUUUGCUGGCCUCGGAUUUCUUGCUUGGUAUUUGGCUGGGAAAAUAAGGGCGUUUGACCAAAGGGGCCAUAUUGCGAAACUCUGUAUUGUCUUCCUACCGUUGCUUAUUGCAGCUCUUGUUGGUGUUUCUCGAGUUGAUGACUAUUGGCAUCACUGGCAAGAUGUUUUUGCUGGAGGUCUUCUCGGGCUGACAGUUGCUUCAUUCUGUUAUCUGCAAUUCUUUCCACUACCUUAUCACAUUGAUGGUUGGGGACCUCAUGCAUACUUCCAGAUGUUGGCAGAGUCUCGUAACGAAGUUCAAGCAACGUCCCCGAAUAGCAACAAUCUUAAUGUGCAGCAGCAAUCAGAAAUUGAAAGUGUGUAUAUUCAACCUCAACACGAAAUGAGAUUCAAUACGCAGGACUCGAGCCCGAUGCUGAACAGAUAAGAGAGUGGAACAAGAAUCUGACCUCGAGACUACGAUCAGAUCAGAUCCAGGUACAUAGGUAGAAGUAUGUGUUAGUGAUGUGAAGCAAAAUACUCUCCUAGAUGUGCAUGAAAUGAAGACGAUCACUUCCCUUAUCUAUAUUCUUUCAUUAUUUUUCUUCCUUAUUCUCUAGCUGUCUGACGAAUGCUUCUUUCAAGAAUUCUGGUUUGGAACUGUGAGUUUAUUUUGAUGCCAACUUGCAUACUGAUUAAUUGAAUUCCUUCGUGCCUUCUACGGCAAUGACUUAAAGGUUUCAAGUUCGAAUCUUUUGAUGAGCUUAAUAUCAAAAGUCUUUACUGUC
Molecule: messenger RNA, 1483 nt
Organism: Momordica charantia (bitter melon)
Lineage: Eukaryota; Viridiplantae; Streptophyta; Magnoliopsida; Cucurbitales; Cucurbitaceae
Product: lipid phosphate phosphatase 2
Biological process (GO): phospholipid metabolic process; phospholipid dephosphorylation
Cellular component (GO): membrane
Molecular function (GO): phosphatidate phosphatase activity
Source: RefSeq, a predicted model, not a curated record